Molecule: messenger RNA, 666 nt
Organism: Trypanosoma brucei brucei TREU927
Lineage: Eukaryota; Euglenozoa; Kinetoplastea; Trypanosomatida; Trypanosomatidae
Exons: 1
Coding region: 1-666 (221 amino acids)
Source: RefSeq, a predicted model, not a curated record
AUGCUUCAAAACUGUGAGGUUGCUAGCAAGCGAGUGGAACGGGGACAAACAACCACAACGGACCCCAACGAUGAUUUAGCCUUUGAACGGCACACCAGUGCGCCAUAUGGCCCAGUGAAAGUCAAACGGUACCGCAUUCAAAAUAUCGUACUGGAGAUUUUGUUGGUUGCGGCUCUUUGCCUCGUGCUCGCAGGGAGCAACAGCUCAACAGGGAAACUUGAGAAGGACAAUUAUGAGGUGUUUAUCGACUGGCAGAAUGUUUGGGUGUGCACAGAUGAGGAAUGCCUGACGCACGAUAUUGAAACGACGUUGUGCAAGAAGUUUGUCACAAAUGUGACGGUAUUUCACAUCUCGGCAUUGGGGUUUACAAUACCAUGUUUCUUGGCGAUUGUUUUUAACACUACAAUGAUCUUCGGCAACGCUUUCGUUCCCAAGACCUUUAUGUUAUUUAAUCUUGCCCUUUGCACUGUUGCGUCUGCAGUCGCCGUUAAGGCUUCCGUAGACACUGUUUCGUCACCACUUUGCUACAAAAUGACGUUAAGGUCACUUGGCUUUGAGUAUGGGCCAGCUGUAAUGAUUUUCGGAUUCAGUCUCGCGUUUUCUGUGUUGUCCCUAGUAUUUUGCACUAUUUUCCUCAACACAAACUCAGAUCGUUUGUCUGAAUAA